Messenger RNA from Zingiber officinale, 354 nucleotides. Its product is annotated as putative disease resistance RPP13-like protein 1. The transcript has 2 exons. Gene Ontology annotation, molecular function: ADP binding. NCBI's taxonomy places the organism in Eukaryota, Viridiplantae, Streptophyta, Magnoliopsida, Zingiberales, Zingiberaceae. The coding region runs from base 1 to 354 and encodes 117 amino acids. The record is from RefSeq and is a predicted model, not a curated record.
AUGCGUGCUGAAGCUCAACAUGAGAAGAUUGCUGAGGAGUGGAUAGCCCUCAAGUUGAUCAAGAAAAGUAGCAAGAGGAAAAGAACCCCGCCGAUCUCGAAUCAACAAAUGGGAGUUGCUGAAUCAGGUGUUCUCGAAAGGGAACAGGAGAAGAAGAUCUUAGUCGACUGGAUUCUGUCAGAGGAUGAUGCAUCAAUGAAUAGAGUAUCAGUCAUUGCCUUAACUGGAAUGGGGGGUCUUGGCAACACCACAGUAGCUCAUCUCAUGUACAAGGAUCUCAGGGUGAAAAGUUACUUCGAUCUAAGAGGAUGGAUCAGUGUUUCUGAACACUUUGAUGUCGCUGCUCUAUCAUGA